Messenger RNA from Fomitiporia mediterranea MF3/22, 1142 nucleotides. RefSeq lists its product as uncharacterized. The transcript has 2 exons. Bases 24 to 794 code for a protein of 256 amino acids. Lineage: Eukaryota; Fungi; Basidiomycota; Agaricomycetes; Hymenochaetales; Hymenochaetaceae. The record is from RefSeq and is a predicted model, not a curated record.
UCUUGUCCUCCACUCCAUCCACCAUGUCCGUCGCCCUCUAUGGCUAUCCGUCGCGUCCACCGCCCAUGAAGCGCCGUCGCACGGCCACCACCGUUCUCGCAGGCAAUUUCGACCCGCGUCCACCUCGCGACGUCCUUACAAGCCUCCUCAACGGCGUCGGUCCCUACAAGCCCGUCGAAGGCGAUGAGGAAGAUAGGAGGGUCAGACGGUUGGAGCGGAAGAAGAGAGAGAAGGAAAAGAAACGGCUCAAGAAACAGCACGCGCGCGCAGAGCAGGCAGACGGCACGCGUCGCCAGGUCAGCAUCGGCGCGGGCGCAGUCUCCGCAGGGCCAUCCACGGCAACCACGGUGCAUGGAAUUGGAGCGCCAACAGUCAACAGCAGCACGUCGUCCUUCUGGCGUAUACGCGGACCCGCUGUUGCCCCUACACGCUCCGUUUCACCCACACCGCCACCAGAACUCUCCUCACCACCAACACCCGGCCCGUCAAUUUCGUCAACCAUGUCCUUCGGCUCCUCCAAGCGCCCACGCACUCCUGAAGAUGGCCGUUCACUUCUCGACCAUGCGUUUGAGUCGUCAUCGCCUCCUCCGCAGCCCAAGCCGCGCAAGAAGCGCAUUGCCUCUAGGAAAGGUUGGAAGGGUUGGGUUGAAGGUUCCCCGCCGCCUUCGAACAAGUUAAUCAACCUUGACGAGGCCCCUGUGAUGGUAGAAAGGCGGCUGCGCAGCGGCAAGAACUUCGAUGCCAUUUCUGAAGGCAAAGAUACCUGGGUCACUCCAAGUCCAUACUCGUCUUAACCGCCGAGGAAUCAAAGUCAUAACUCUCGCCUCCAUCUUUCUACGAUUUAUCUCGAAAACGCUAAGGACCUUAUCAAUUGUCUUGCUGUCGUCUAAUCAGCGGUUGUUUCCCGUAUCCGUGUGCGAUUCCUGCUUCCUCUUUUCUUUGUUCAACAACCGCUGGAUGUACUUUAUCAUUGUUUUGGGUUUGGUCUUCUUUUUCACGGCUCUUGUUUCUCUGUUAUCUAGAACUACUUUGAUUUCACUUUAUUGCCCUUUCAACUGCUAUCGUCGCUCUAUCCGUAGUAUACCUGGAAUGUCGCUGCCUUGCUAGCAAGACACUGUCAAUUUGUCAUCGCCGUGUGCUGU